AUGGCGACUGUAGACGAUCUCUCGCGGACCGAGUAUCCGGCGAUGCUGGCGCACCUCCAGCCCAGCCAGGCCGUGCAGGUGUUCUCAGACCGCGUCAAGCGCAUUACCAAGACAAACCAGGAGAUCGCCGAUUGGCUUCAGGAGCGCCGAAAGGUCGAGGAGCAGUAUGUCGCGGGACUGCGCAAGCUACUCGUCUUCAAGGUCCCUAACCCCUCCUCCGAGCUUGGCGUCUUUCAAACGCCAUGGGAUAAGAUCCUCCAGUCGAUUGAGAGCAUCGCUGCCGCGCACCAGGUAUUCGCGCAGCGCAUUCACGAAGAUGUCGAGCAGCCACUGCGUCAGUUUCAGAACAAAAAGGAGAUGCAAAACAUUCACACAAUAGCGUCAAAUCUCCAGACUAUGGCCCGAGAACUGGAGGAUGCGACCGAGAAGUCAGACAAACUAAACAAAAAGGGCGGGAAGGCUAGCGCUCAGAAGGUUGAUCAGGCGGCUGCUAGACUCGAGACCGCAACUCAGCAAUGGGAAUCCCAAGCGCCAUUCAUCUUCGAGACGCUUCAAGCACUCGAUGAACAACGGAUAAACCACCUGCGCGACGUUCUGACCCAGUACGAGACCCACGAGGUUGACCAGGCUGGUAGGACUCAGUCGGCCGCCGAAGAGGUUCUCAAUAUUAUGCUUGAGGUCAACACCUCCGAGGAAAUCCGCAAUUUUGCUCAGCGCACAACUGCUGGAAAGCCAAAGGUUGAGCGUAGGACGGCCAGACAGCCAGGCUCUGCUGCUCCGAGCCCUGUGGCGGCGAGCGUCACCGGAGAUGAUGUUAGUGAGCACUCCGGUCACCGGGAGCAUCAACCAGAGUCUAAGCUUCGCAGUCGUAUCGGGACCAUGCUUGGCCGUCGGCGACAGAGCGUUCACGCCGGGUUUGGGCAGCUCUCCCCUCAGAAAGGGCUUGGCUCCUUUUCCCAUCGACUUGGAAGCAGUCACAGCCACACGCUAUCUCCGAGGGCAUCAUCCCACAAUCUGGCCGAAUCCCACAACAGGUUGUCAUCUGUGGUUGAGCGUCCUACCACAGAACAACCCGCUGCUGGUGACACUACGGACAAGGACCAGCAGAGGCCACAUGAAGGGACCAAUGGUGUUACAACGACAGGGGACCUGUCUCGAGAUCAUCAGCCAGCGCGCCCUAAUCUUCUGAAUGGCACAGCUGAGGACAUCUUCGACACGCCGCCACCAGUCCCGCCUCUCCCACAGACCAUUAAGGAAGAGCCCAAGAAAGACGCCGAGGGCUUCACGAUCCCUCCUCUUAUGAACGACCCGAUCUCCCAGGCUCAAAGAGAAGCGGCUGCUGAAGCAGGAGAAACCGAGCAGCUGUUCAAGUUGAACAUUCAAAACGAGCCCAUUGCGGAAGAAGACCAGGAGGCAAAACAGCAAGCCAUGUCCAAUGUCGCCAACGCUCUCACCAGUAUGGCGGUGCCGGCUAGGAGAACAGGCACUGUUCGUGGCCGCAGAGAAGUCCGGAAUACCAUGUACAUGCCAGUUGCUCCUAUUGCCGACAUUACUGCCGAGAAUCCUUUCCCGCCAUCUCCAUCCUUGCCAGCCAGCACCUCAGUGCCUAAAGUAACGCCCACGACGCCGUUAACCUCUGAGCCAAGCCAUGCCUCCGAUACCCAGUCAAUUCGCUCUGGCACUUCUGUCGGCGCUUCAUCCAGCGCUCUUGCUCGCAUCAGACACCCCGAUCUCCAUGGGCCAAACCAAGCCCCUGGCCUGCACUCCUCUAUCAUCGAGACCGUUUCUGCCGUCUUCAAGGAUGGGGAACCACAAACGGUCAGGGUGACAGGCGAAAUUGCCCUCGCAUACGUGCCUGACCCCGAGAAGCCCUUCACCGACCACGAAACAAUCCGGCUGAACAAUUUCUCGGUGCUCGAAUCCAUCGGCCCGAACCGCGUCUUCGUGGCUAACGCCCCUUCUCCUGACGAGUUCACGAUCGACGUUUCGCAUCUCUCGAUGACCACGCCCGCCUUCACCUAUCGCGUCCACGCCGAAUCUGACACCGCCCUAGCACCCCACUGCCCUAUCGCCCUCCACCCGGUCUGGAAGCCUCAAGGCGACAAGCUCGGCCUGCUCCUGCAGUAUCGUUUGAACCCCUCAUUCUCUCACGCCACCCGCAGCCCCGUCACCCUCUCCAACGCCGUCUUCAUCGCCACCUACGAGGGCGCCCGCGCCAGCGGCGUGCAGACCAAGCCCUCUGGCACUCACCUCAAGGACAAGCACAUUGUCUACUGGCGCCUCGGCGACGUCACACUGACCGAGGACUGGGCAAAGAUAAUCUGCCGCGUGAUUGGCGACCAGAACGCCGAGCCGCAGCCUGGCCAUGUUGAGGUGCGCUGGGAGUGGGUCCCUCCACAGCCCGAGGGUGUGGGAAGUGGGAUCUCGGUGUCGAGGUUGCUUGCUGAGGGCCCGGCGGCCAAGGGCAAGGAGAAGGAGGAGGAGGAUCCGUUUGCGGAUGAGGCAGUUAUUUCGUCAGCGCCGGCUUCGCCUCACAUUGAGAGAACUUGGGCUGAUGUACCGCUUGUGAAGAAGGUUAUCAGCGGGAAGUAUGAGAGCAAGUAA
This is a messenger RNA of Thermochaetoides thermophila DSM 1495, 2604 nucleotides long. Its product is annotated as putative suppressor of profilin protein. NCBI's taxonomy places the organism in Eukaryota, Fungi, Ascomycota, Sordariomycetes, Sordariales, Chaetomiaceae. Gene Ontology annotation, biological process: septin cytoskeleton organization. The record is from RefSeq and is a predicted model, not a curated record. Bases 1 to 2604 code for a protein of 867 amino acids. The transcript has 6 exons. Gene Ontology annotation, cellular component: cytoplasm; cell division site; endocytic vesicle.